CAAAUGGAUAUUAUAUGUAACCCACCUUCUUCUUCACCUUUGGCCUUGUUUAUAAAAUUUCUCUCCUUAAAGCUAUACGGAUCAAGGUGAAAACAAAAACCUAAUUCAAUAGCAAUAAACACACAAUUAAUCCCAAGGUUAAUUUCAACCUUCAAAAUCAAGAAUUCUCACCAACACCAUCAUAUCAUGAGUAGCUCUAGCUCUAGCUCUGGCUCUCCUUGCGGAGCUUGUAAGUUCCUCAGGAGAAAAUGUGCAAAGGGAUGUGUGUUUGCUCCAUACUUUUGUCAUGAACAAGGAGCUUCACACUUUGCAGCCAUUCACAAGGUUUUUGGAGCUAGUAAUGCUUCUAAAUUGCUCUCUCAGCUUCCCACUAGCGACCGCUGCGAAGCAGCCAUUACAAUCUCUUACGAAGCUCAAGCUAGGCUUCAAGAUCCCAUCUAUGGCUGCGUCUCUCAUAUAUUUGCUCUCCAGCAGCAGGUUGUGAAUCUACAAGCACAGCUUGAGAUUCUAAAGCAACAAGCCGCACAAAGCAUGAUGUUUGCUGAUUCACCAUCAUCAGGAAACCCUAGUUGCUUUCAUGGAGACACUACUAAGACUACUUCUUAUCAUCAUGAUCAUCGAGAACAUCAAGAUAUUUAUCAUCAUCAUGAUCAGACCCAUCUAGUUAACCAAAUCGGAAGCUUAGGGACCGGUCAGCACGGGAAUGCGACGGCUAAUAGUUACCUCAGCGAGAACUCCUCCAGCUUUGGAGAAUUCUCUAUCUACCCAGAAUUAGAACAACAGUUGAACACUUUCAAUCAAGAUCAUCUCAAAGAGCUCCAGUCAGCAAAUUUUGGCUACAUAUCGUUCUCGUGAUGGCUCUAUUGGAACAUGGGUUGUUUCUUAUCAAUAUCUCAUAUAUAUAGAAUAUAUACAUACCUUAUAUAUGUGUCAAGACUUUUUGAUGGUUUUAGUGUGGAUUGUUGAUGUUGCCUAGCUCCAAGAACCGGCUUUGUAAUCAUAAAUAAAGAACACUAGAUGCCCUAGAAAUAUGUAAAGAUCAUAUAUAUUCAUAUCCUCAAGAUGCUUUUAGAGUA
Raphanus sativus (radish) is the source of this 1076-nucleotide messenger RNA. RefSeq names its product LOB domain-containing protein 29-like. Gene Ontology annotation, cellular component: nucleus. Gene Ontology annotation, biological process: hormone-mediated signaling pathway; positive regulation of DNA-templated transcription. Bases 187 to 855 code for a protein of 222 amino acids. The record is from RefSeq and is a predicted model, not a curated record. The transcript is spliced from 2 exons. Lineage: Eukaryota; Viridiplantae; Streptophyta; Magnoliopsida; Brassicales; Brassicaceae.